Molecule: messenger RNA, 555 nt
Organism: Aphidius gifuensis
Lineage: Eukaryota; Metazoa; Arthropoda; Insecta; Hymenoptera; Braconidae
Product: zinc finger HIT domain-containing protein 1
Exons: 2
Coding region: 1-468 (155 amino acids)
Biological process (GO): chromatin remodeling
Cellular component (GO): Swr1 complex
Molecular function (GO): nucleosome binding
Source: RefSeq, a predicted model, not a curated record
AUGGCAGCAAGAGAGUCAGGGAGAAUUAAAGAUUCUUAUCAAAAACGAGUACUUGAUGAUGCUGCAAGAAAAAGAAGACAAAAAAAAGCAUUGGAUGCAUUGGAACUCGACAAUUUUCAUGAUGAUCCACAUGCUGAUCUUGUAAUGAACAAAAAAGUACCAAAGUUUCAAGAAUCUUUGGAUGGUAGAGCUGGACCAAGAAAAAAAAAAGCUCGUUCUGCUGAUUAUUACAAACAACGUUUUCGUAAAACAUUUACUCAGCUUGUCGAAGAAGAUUCUAAUAAUAAUCCAAAUCCACCAAACUAUUCAUCAGCUCAAGCAUCACCAUCAAAAUUUCCUGAACGACAUUUUUGUGCUGUUUGUGGUUUUCCAAGUAAUUAUACCUGUAUUCCAUGUGGUGCUCGUUAUUGUUGCACAAAAUGUUUAGGCACUCAUCUUGAUACAAGGUGUCUCAAGUGGACCGCGUAAUUUAUAGUUGAUAAUUUAUGAUUAUAACAUUAAUAAUAGUGUUUGUAAAUUUAAAUAAAAAUAAAAUUAAACGAGUGAUUUAAAAAU